ACCACCAAUCAUCUCCCCCACACACAAAAUACCAGUUAGGGUUUUAGCUCUAUCAAUAAUCCACACUCAAAAACCCUAACACACAAACCAUGUCCAGAUCUCGAUCCAUUACAACGCGCUUACUCUACACGCUCCGAUCAACUCUAUCACAACAACAACAACCGAAACCAUCACAAACCGCCGCUCUGUUAAACCUCCACCGCCACUACGCCGCCGCACCUGCGGUGAGAUCAAAGGAGGAGCCAUGGUGGAAGGAAUCAAUGGAGAAAGUGAGGAAUAUAGGAAUAUCAGCACAUAUAGAUUCAGGAAAAACAACACUAACAGAAAGAGUGUUGUAUUAUACAGGAAGGAUUCAUGAAAUUCAUGAAGUUAGAGGUAAAGAUGGAGUUGGUGCUAAAAUGGAUUCCAUGGAGUUGGAGAGAGAAAAAGGGAUUACUAUUCAAUCUGCUGCUACUUAUUGUACCUGGAAAGAUUUUCAGGUAAAUAUCAUUGAUACUCCUGGUCACGUCGACUUCACAAUUGAAGUUGAGAGAGCCUUGCGUGUUCUUGAUGGUGCAAUCCUUGUCCUCUGUAGUGUUGGUGGUGUGCAAAGUCAGUCAAUUACUGUUGAUAGACAAAUGAAAAGAUAUGAGGUUCCGAGGGUUGCUUUUAUUAACAAACUUGAUCGAAUGGGGGCAGAUCCGUGGAAGGUUCUCAAUCAGGCAAGGAAAAAGCUUCGACAUCACAGUGCCGCAAUGCAAGUACCAAUUGGGUUGGAAGAAGACUUUCAGGGUCUUGUAGAUCUUGUGCAACUAAAAGCAUAUUAUUUCCGUGGUGCUAGCGGUGAAAAGGUUGAAACUGAAGAAAUUCCAGCUGAUAUGCAAGCAGUGGCUGCUGAAAAGCGCCGUGAGUUAAUUGAAGCAGUCUCUGAUGUUGAUGAUGAACUUGCCGAAGCAUUUCUCAGUGACGAACCUAUAUCGUCUGCGGACCUUGAGGCAGCUAUUCGUCGAGCAACCAUAGCACGGAAGUUUAUACCAGUAUUUAUGGGUAGCGCGUUUAAGAACAAGGGGGUACAACCACUUCUCGAUGGUGUUCUAAGUUAUUUGCCUAAUCCACUUGAAGUUGAUAAUUUUGCCCUUGACCAGUCUAAAAAGGAAGAGAAGGUUAAGUUGUCUGGAACUCCAGCUGGGCCUAUGGUUGCACUGGCUUUUAAAUUGGAAGAACGCCAAUUUGGUCAGCUGACAUAUCUAAGAAUAUAUGAAGGCGUGCUCAGGAAAGGUGAAUUUAUAACGAACGUUAACACGGGGAAGAAAAUCAAAGUAUCUAAACUUGGCCGGAUGCAUUCUGAUUCCAUGGAGGACAUUCAAGAAGCUCAUGCAGGGCAAAUUGUAGCAGUGUUUGGUUUAGAUUGUGCAUCAGGAGAUACAUUCACAGAUGGAUCAGUCAAGUACACCAUGACUUCUAUGAAUGUUCCAGAACCUGUGGUGUCAUUAGCGGUUUCUCCAGUUUCGAAAGAUUCUGGAAAACAAUUUUCAAAAGCCUUGAAUCGUUUUCAAAGAGAGGAUCCUACAUUUCGUGUUGGAUUAGACCCUGAGAGUGGUCAGACAAUCAUAUCUGGAAUGGGUGAGUUGCAUCUGGAAGUUUAUGUCGAACGAAUCAAGAGGGAGUAUAAGGUUGAUGCAACUGUUGGAAAGCCUCGUGUCAAUUUCAGAGAGACAAUUACGCAACGUGCAGAGUUUGAUUAUUUACAUAAGAAACAAAGUGGAGGGCAAGGUCAAUAUGGAAGGGUUUGCGGUUAUAUGGAACCACUUCCAGCUGGAUCAGAGACAAAGUUUGAAUUUGAGAACAUGAUAAUUGGACAAGCUAUUCCCUCCAAUUAUUUCCCACACAUUGAGAAGGGAUUCAAGGAAGCUGCCAAUUCAGGAUCUUUGAUUGGAUUUCCAGUUGAAAAUAUUCGUGUGGUUAUGACAGAUGGUGCAUCUCAUGCUGUGGAUUCAAGUGAACUUGCUUUCAGAUUAGCUUCAAUAUAUGCAUUUAGACAGUGUUAUUCAAAAUGCAAGCCUGUGAUUUUGGAACCUGUGAUGAUGGUAGAAGUGAAAGUGCCAACAGAAUUUCAGGGGACUGUUGCUGGAGACUUGAACAGGAGAAAAGGUAUAAUAGUUGGAAACGACCAGGAUGGAGAUGACUCUGUAAUUAAUGCUCUUGUUCCACUGAACAACAUGUUUGGAUACUCAACGGCCCUUCGUUCCAUGACGCAGGGUAAGGGUGAGUUCACCAUGGAAUACAAAGAACACUCCCCUGUUUCUGCCGAUGUUCAAACCCAAUUGGUUAAUGCCCAUAAACCCAAGUCUGCUGAAUAGUUUGGCUGAGAUGGCUAAACACGGUUUUGCAUCUUUAAAAAAAAAAAAAUUAAUCUAGGAUAUAUUUUAUACUGAUUCAAUUGCUUCCAUCCAAUGUGAAGUGUUUUGUUAUCUGUUAAGACCGGAAUGUGGUCAGUAAUUUUGUAUAAGCGAAUAAGUCCUCAUAUAGAAUGUUAUACAAUUUGGUAAGACAAUUUUCGAGUAAACUUAACUUGGAUGUACGUAAUCGUAAAGUAGUAGUGUAGGGCUUCUCACAGCUGAGGCCUGAGAAUAAUUACAUUUAUUGUACCAUAUUAUUGAUGGAAUUGCCGUUCAAAAAAAAUAUAUUAUUGAUGGAA
Erigeron canadensis is the source of this 2677-nucleotide messenger RNA. Its product is annotated as elongation factor G-2, mitochondrial. Gene Ontology annotation, cellular component: mitochondrion. The coding region runs from base 90 to 2339 and encodes 749 amino acids. Gene Ontology annotation, biological process: mitochondrial translational elongation. The transcript is spliced from 19 exons. Gene Ontology annotation, molecular function: GTPase activity; translation elongation factor activity; GTP binding. NCBI's taxonomy places the organism in Eukaryota, Viridiplantae, Streptophyta, Magnoliopsida, Asterales, Asteraceae. The record is from RefSeq and is a predicted model, not a curated record.